UGACCGGGACGGCUAGGCCCGCGCGCGGCGGGGGCAGCGGCAGACGCCUGGCCACCGUGACCCCAAUUUUGGAUUUACCGCUCGGGGGGUGGGGGGAACCUGGAUUUAACUGGCGACUGUUUUGGGGGACGCCGGACGCCAUGUUGUGGAAAAUAACCGAUAAUGUCAAGUAUGAAGAGGACUGCGAGGAUCGCCACGACGCGAGCAGCAAUGGGAACCCGCGCCUGCCUCACCUCUCCUCCGCCGGGCAGCAUCUCUACAGCCCCGCGCCGCCCCUCUCCCAUGCUGGAGUCGCCGAAUACCAGCCACCACCCUACUUUCCGCCUCCCUACCAGCAGCUGGCUUACUCGCAGGCAGCCGACCCCUACUCGCAUCUGGGAGAAGCGUACGCCGCCGCCAUCAACCCCCUGCACCAGCCGGCGCCCACCGGCAGCCAGCAGCAGGCCUGGCCGGGCCGCCAGAGCCAGGAGGGGGCUGGGCUGCCCUCGCACCACGCGCGCCCGGCCGGCCUCUUGCCCCACCUCUCCGGGCUGGACGGCGGCGCCGUGAGCGCCCGCAGGGACGCCUACCGCCGCUCGGACCUGCUGCUGCCCCACUCGCACGCCCUGGACGCCGCGGGCCUGGCCGAGAACCUGGGGCUCCACGACAUGGCGCACCAGAUGGAGGAGGUGCAGAGUGUCGACGACCAGCACCUACUUCUGCAUGAUCAGACGGUUAUUCGCAAAGGUCCUAUUUCAAUGACGAAGAACCCCUUGAGUCUCCCUUGUCAGAAGGAGCUGGUGGAGGCUGUGAUGAAUCCCAGCGAGGUCUUCUGCUCGGUCCCUGGAAGAUUGUCCCUCCUCAGCUCUACAUCUAAAUACAAAGUGACAGUUGCUGAAGUCCAGAGGCGACUGUCCCCGCCUGAGUGCUUAAAUGCCUCAUUACUGGGAGGUGUCCUCAGAAGAGCCAAAUCUAAAAAUGGUGGCCGGUCCUUGCGGGAGAAGUUGGACAAGAUUGGGUUGAAUCUUCCAGCUGGGAGACGGAAAGCUGCUCACGUCACCCUCCUAACAUCUUUAGUAGAAGGUGAGGCUGUUCAUUUGGCUCGGGACUUUGCCUAUGUCUGCGAAGCAGAAUUUCCUAGUAAAUCCGUGGCCGAGUAUUUAACCAGACCUCAUCUCGGAGGACGGAAUGAGAUGGCAACUAGGAAGAAUAUGCUGCUGGCUGCACAGCAAGUGUGUAAAGAAUUCACCGACCUUCUCAAUCAAGACCGAACUCCCAAUGGGAACAACCGGCCCACCCCGGUCCUGGAGACCAGCAUCCAGAACUGCUUGUCUCAUUUCAGCCUGAUUACCCACGGGUUUGGCAGCCAGGCCAUCUGUGCUGCUGUGUCUGCCGUGCAGAACUACAUAAAAGAAGCCCUGAUGGUCAUAGACAAAUCCUACAUGAAUCCCGGAGACCAGAGUCCAGCCGAUUCCAGCAAAGCCCUGGAAAAGAUGGAGAAGCACAGGAAGUAAAACGGGGGCGAACAAAGGGCCGAAGAGUCUGGAAGGAAAAGGACUCCAAAACCGGUUUCGACCAGGACAAACUGGGAACCCCGCUUGCCUGGGGGACAGAGUUUGUUAUCCACCUUCCCAUGAAAAGGGCCUCCAUCAAUUUCCAGAUCUUCACGUGCCCUCCUGGAUUCCUUAGUAUUUAAGGAGUGCUGAAGUGUCUCCUAAACUCUGGAUGAGCUAUCAGGAGGUGACAAGUGCUGGUUCUUUACCCGUUAAGCUGAUAUUUUAUUUUUUGGAACCCCAUUCUUCCUUUCUCUGAAAGUGGUGCUACAAGUUUUGGAAGCUUUUGAAUAAAUUCCCUGGGCUAACAAAAACCCCCACACACAUAGCUGUUGAAAUGUCAAAUUGAUGUGAUUCAGAUCCACAGUAACGUUCAGUGUUAAAGUAAAAGUAUUUAUGUACCCUCUUCAGUCUCAUCCUACAUACCGCAGGAGGCAAGGAUUCUAUCCGCUUAAGAACUGGUUAAUAGGUGAUAUUUGACACACUUUAAAUCCCUUGUUCACAGGGACCCUUCGGGUUUUACGAAACUUGUAGAAGCAAAGCCUGCUGAUGAUUUUAUGUUUUUCUUUUUAAGAAAAAAACAAAACAAAACUUUGAAAGUUAACUCUUCAAAUAGGAGGAGACUUUGAAAAGACAUGUUCCUUUAAGGUACGGAAGCUUUAUUUUGCGUAUUUAUUUCACAUCUUGGUGUUUCGAGAAAACUUGAAAAUGGGUGGGCAUGAAGCAUUUUUUUUUUGCUGUCUCUCAUCCCAAGUCCCAGAGGAGAUUCUGUAUUUUGAGAAGCUGCGUUGCGUGUACAGAUUUUAUUUAUGCAUAAUUUAAUGGGGUCUGUAAAUACGGGUGCACUUCUUAUGACUUUUUGAGAAAUGGGAUUCAACUUUAAUAUUAGCUUUUAAAGGUGACGGGGUAAUCUAAGACACAUCUUUAGGCUUUAUUCAUAUGUACACAGGGUAUUAAGAGUUAAGAGGAUCCUGAGCGCUGUUCUCGACUCUGGAAGACUCUACUUUAAUUGAAGCUGUCUGUUCACAAAGCAAUAACUUUGUCUUAUUCCUGUUGGGCUGACCCCGAAGAUGAGUGUGAAGUACAGUGUGUGUGGGUGAAAACGGAGUUUUGGAAUUGAACUCCUUGCCUGUAAA
Balaenoptera acutorostrata (minke whale) is the source of this 2668-nucleotide messenger RNA. It is a transcript of the gene TFAP2C, whose product is annotated as transcription factor AP-2 gamma. Lineage: Eukaryota; Metazoa; Chordata; Mammalia; Artiodactyla; Balaenopteridae. The transcript has 7 exons. Gene Ontology annotation, biological process: regulation of transcription by RNA polymerase II; regulation of cell population proliferation; anatomical structure development. Gene Ontology annotation, molecular function: RNA polymerase II transcription regulatory region sequence-specific DNA binding; DNA-binding transcription factor activity, RNA polymerase II-specific. Gene Ontology annotation, cellular component: nucleus. The record is from RefSeq and is a predicted model, not a curated record. The coding region runs from base 141 to 1493 and encodes 450 amino acids.